Molecule: messenger RNA, 3359 nt
Organism: Linum tenue
Lineage: Eukaryota; Viridiplantae; Streptophyta; Magnoliopsida; Malpighiales; Linaceae
Source: the annotation of a GenBank genome assembly
CAAGAAGUUAAAAGAACAUACAACAUUGCCUGGAACUGAAACCAAAGUAGCAAGUUCACAGCUCCAUCUUUCUUCUGCAUUUUCCCCCAACGGUCACCUUCACCAUUUUCAGCACAGAGAUACACAUCACAAAGCUCUCAGAGCAAGGAAGCAUUAAACAAAAAUGCCAGACCAACCAACCAUCCAUCACAUGUUUCCUUCUCAAAACCACACAAUAUAUUAUCAAAACACUAUUCAAUAAAAAUAGAAAAGAAUAACACUUUCCCCAGCAGCUGCAGUAACUUCCCAUUCCAGCUUUUCCAUUUUUUUGUUUUUUGUUUGCUUCCCCAUAAAUCGUUUUUGGGCUUUGGAAGCGAAAAGUCGCCAUAGCCAGAAUCAGCUCAGAGAUCCCAACACAACCCAGAAAGCUGAAACCCCAAUGAAGAAUCACAUUAUCACUACCAUUUGAGAGCUGUGGACUCCAUAACCCAGCUGGCCAGCUUAUCAUUUUUCCUUCUCUUUUAUCACAUUUCCCCUGUCUUCGUCGCCAUUGGCGGUAGUGAAGUUACUUACUGCGGCGCUUUGCUCGUCCUUUUCCUUCGCCUUUUACUCAUUUUCCCAGGAAAAAGGGGUCUAGUCCUUUCUUUUCUUUUCCUCCCUUUGUCCUUGUUCUCUGCUACUGCUAUUUUCUCCGCAACCAAACAAGUUGAUGAAAAUGGGGAGAAGGGUCGGUGUCUGAUUUUUGUUUCCGGUCUUCUCUGUCAGUUAAAUUUGUGUCCCGUGAAAGCUUCCCAUUGCCUCUGUUGAGCUAAAAACCAUGGUGGUUUCCUUUACAAUGAGCUAGGCUGCUGCAUCCAUUAGUCCUUUGAGAUUUCUCCUUAGGGUUCUGUUCUGUUUUGAGAGAUUUGUCUAAUCUAGUAGAGUUUUUACCUCUAAGAUGUUUGGCUUCUCCAAGAAACGUAUGAAGCUUGGCAGGGUGAAGAAGGUACAGCUAUCUGAUUCUAUCUCUACGCCAGGAGCUAGAAGCCCCAUUAGACCUCCAAAAAGAGCUCCAAACCCUCCUGUUCAUAAUGAUGGAGGUGGUGCGGCCACAACAAGCCAUUGUGAUGAUCAGCUUGACUGUGAAUGCCAAAAGUCAGCUCACCCAGCAGCUGAUAUUGGCAGCUCAACUUCAGGGAACUCUGAGAAUUGGAUGGUUCUGUCUAUUGCUGGAGACAAACCAGCUCCUAGGUUCAAUCAUGCAGCAACUGUAAUUGGCAACAAAAUGAUAGUGGUUGGUGGUGAAUCUGGAAGUGGUUUGUUGGAUGAUGUCCAGGUGCUUAAUUUUGACCAGUUUACAUGGACCACCGUUACAUCCAAGCUUUACCUUUCACCAAGCAGCCUGCCAUUGAAGAUCCCUGCAUGCAAAGGCCACUGUUUGGUACUGUGUGUUUCUUGGGGUAAAAAGGCACUUCUAAUUGGAGGGAAAACUGAUUCUCCAAGUGAGAGAAUUUCAGUGUGGGCAUUUGAUACAGGAAGUGAAUGUUGGUCUCUUAUGGAAGCCAAAGGCGACAUACCGAUAGCUCGCAGCGGUCACACUGUGGUCAGAUCGAGCUCCGUACUAAUCCUAUUCGGUGGUGAAGAUUCCAAGAAGAGAAAACUGAAUGAUCUACACAUGUUUGAUCUCAAGUCUCUUACAUGGCUUCCCUUGCACUGCACUGGAGCAGGACCUUCCGCUAGAUCGAACCAUGUAGCUGCUCUUUGUGAUGAUAAGACCCUUCUCAUCUUUGGAGGGGCAUCAAAGUCGCGUACCUUGAAUGAUUUGUAUUCUCUCGACUUCGAAUCGAUGGUAUGGUCGAGGAUAAAGAUUAAGGGUUUCCAUCCAUCACCUAGAGCUGGUUGCUGUGGAGUUCUUUCUGGAACCAAGUGGUACAUAGCUGGUGGAGGAAGCAGAAAAAAAAGACACUCAGAGACCUUGAUUUUUGAUGUUCUGAAAGUAGAAUGGUCUGUUGCCUUUGCAUCACCAUCUUCUUCUAUCACAACCAAUAAGGCAAGUAGUCAAGGAUUCAGCCUAGUGCUUGUGCAGCAUAAAGAGAAAGAUUUCCUAGUUGCGUUUGGAGGAUCCAGAAAGGAGCCUUCUAAUCAGGUUGAAGUAAUGGGUUUGGACAAGCAUGAAUCAUCAAUGUCUCGGAGGUCUGGUAAAGGUCCUCUUGGGGACUCUCAGCGUUCAGUUGACUCUGUUGCUAGACAGAACUUGGCUUCUGCAAUCGAGCAGCAUGGUUCUGGUAGAAAAUCUGUGUCGGAGUCCGCAAUCAUGGAUUCAGGUUGUGCCUCUGGAAAUGUCUCCCUCAGAAAGCAAUUUCACGAGGAAGAACACAAGAGAGUUGUCAAGAUGGUUAAGAGCUCAGAUGAAGGAAAUGUGACGUCUCCGGGGAAAGAACAGCAAAUGAAUCAACCUAACACAUCCGUUCAGACUUAUAACCAGCUGGGCAAAAUCAUCAGUGAGGAUAAAUCUUGUGUCUAUGGUAGUUCAUCAGACCUUAGAGUUGACACUGAGCGAGUGGCAGUUCCAGAGACUACUGACUUCCCUUCCGGAGGGCCGCACUCGAGUGUCUAUCAACUGUAUGAAUCCAAAAUAGCUACUUUAAUAAAGAAGAACGGAGUACUAGAAGGACAACUCGCGGCAGCAUUGGCAGGUCAAGAGGUGGCUGAGAAGGGUUUCUCUGCGGUCGUGAAGAGCAAGCAAGAUGUGGAGAAGAAGUUGGCGGAUGCUUUAAGGGAAGUGGAGUUGCUGAAGGAGAAGAUGACUAGUUUGGAGAUGGCCCAUGAAGAGGCCAACAGCAUGUCGAAUAUCGUCCAUUCGGACAACGUGAGGCUUGAACACGACGUGGCUUUCCUCAAGGCUGUUUUCGAUGAUACCCAGAAGGAGCUGCAUUCGACUAGGGGAGUACUAGCUGCAGAAAGGGCAAGAGCGUUUCAGCUUCAGGUAGAGGUGUUUCAUCUGAAACAAAGGUUGCAGUCUUUGGAGAACCGAGCUCCGACUCCUAGGAAACCGUACCAUGUUUAGAAGGCAGAGGAAACAGUAGCUUUUUGUAACUUGAUUCUGUAUAUAGGGGUACUAAAAAAACCCUAAUUCACGCUUCUGUUUCUACAGCCAAUUGUAUUUGAAAUUAGGUUAGAAUGGCAACCAAGCAUGUUACUAAUGCAGAAGUGAAGAUCUUUCAUUUCAGUGCUUAGCUUUAUCCAGUUCAAAUUGAAGUUAAUUAAUGUUUUUGACAGUUAUGGUGAAGUCCCUUCAGUUGAAGUUCUCUUUCUUGUAGAGUGGAAUGUAAAAUUAAGUAAAACAAAAGCGCACAACAAUGUUAACAUGAAACUACCAGGAUGAAUGAUGUUGUUUAGCU